Molecule: messenger RNA, 2950 nt
Organism: Daucus carota subsp. sativus
Lineage: Eukaryota; Viridiplantae; Streptophyta; Magnoliopsida; Apiales; Apiaceae
Product: probable LRR receptor-like serine/threonine-protein kinase At1g12460
Exons: 2
Coding region: 144-2789 (881 amino acids)
Biological process (GO): protein phosphorylation
Molecular function (GO): protein binding; ATP binding; protein kinase activity
Source: RefSeq, a predicted model, not a curated record
UUCUAGUCAAAGCCAUCUCAAGCUUGCAGAAGAUAUAUCUGUAUAUACAGUACAUGUUAAGUACAAAUGUGCUGCUACUGUAUUCUUGAAAUUAUCAUGUUCUAUGAAAUUGCCUGUUUACACAAUUUGAUCAGCAAUUCUUGAUGCUGCACACGAAAAUGAAAAGAUUACGAAAGUAUGUUCUGUGCAUUUUUGUGUUGCUUGGAUACCAGUUUGCAGCAGUGUGUCCACUCACUGAGAAGGAGAUCUUGCUGCAAUUCAAAGGUAACAUAUUAAGUGAUCCUUACAAGAGUUUGAGUUCAUGGGAUUCAAGUAAGAGCCUUUGCCAAGAUUUCAAUGGUGUGUCCUGUAAUUCUGCUGGAAAUGUGUAUAAGAUUCUGUUGUGGAAUACUAGUUUGGGUGGCAUUUUGUCACCAGCCUUAUCAGGUUUAAAGUCUUUAAGAAUUCUUUCAUUUUUUGGAAAUAAAUUCUCCGGGAACAUUCCAACUGAGUAUGGUGAGAUUGACACAUUAUGGAAAAUGAAUUUCAGUUCCAAUUCGUUAUCUGGGGAUAUCCCAGAUUUUAUUGGGAAAUUAUCAAAUAUUCGGUAUCUUGAUUUGUCAAGAAAUGGAUUUAGCGGAGAGAUUCCUUCAGCAUUGUUUACAAAUUGUUUCAAUAACAAGUUCAUUUCUCUGUCAAGAAAUAACCUUUCUGGUUCGAUUCCUGUGACAAUUGGGAAAUGCUUCAAUCUUCUUGGGGUGGAUUUUUCAUUCAACAAUCUUAGUGGGGGCUUGCCACCACAAAUUUGUGAUAUUUCAGGUUUAGUGUACUUUUCUGUGAGCAACAAUGGGUUAGCAGGACCUGUUGAGGAACAGAUAUCGCGGUGUAAAAGUUUGGAAUUUUUGGAUCUUGCUAGCAAUAGGUUUACUGGGUCAGCCCCUUUUGAUGUUCUUCAAUUUAGUAAUCUCACCUAUUUCAAUGUUUCUUCUAAUGAGUUUGUGGGGAUGAUCCCAAAAGUAGAAUCUUGCAGCCAGAGAUUGGAAAUAUUAGGUGCAUCAAGUAAUGAACUUUCUGCUGAGAUCCCAGGUAGCAUCGCGAAAUGCAGUGGCUUAAAGGUUUUGGAUCUUGGGUAUAAUAUGUUGAAUGGAAGCAUUUCUGUUAACAUUUUAGACUUAAAGAGGCUUCUUGUCAUUCGACUGGGGAGUAAUUUGAUUAGUGGAACAAUUCCCACAGAAUUUGGAAGUAUUGAAUUACUUCAAGUUCUGGAUCUGCACAAUCUUAGCCUUGUUGGUGAAAUUCCAGAUGAGAUAAGUAAUUGCAGGUUUCUGCUGGAACUGGAUGUUUCAGGUAAUGCUUUGCAAGGAAAUAUUCCGAGCAAACUUUACAACAUGUCGUAUCUUGUGAUUCUUGAUCUGCACCAGAAUAGUCUGAAUGGAAGCAUACCAUCAGUUCUUGGAAAUAUGUCGAAUCUCCAGCUGAUUGAUCUAUCAGAAAAUUUGCUAUCAGGCCAAAUCCCUUUACUGUGGAAUCUGUUGAACUUGACUCAUUUUAAUCUCUCUUACAACAACCUGUCUGGUGUCAUACCAUCCUCUUCUACCAUCCAGCAAUUUGGAGCAUCAGCAUUUUCUCACAAUCCAGGGCUAUGUGGUGCUCCUCUUACAUCUUGUUCGCGCAAUGACACUAUUCCUACGACAGGGAAAUCUAAACUUCUGAGUGUUUCGGCCAUUGUUGCAAUUGUCGCAGCUGCAGUGAUUCUCAUUGGUGUUGGAAUGGUAACCAUUUUCAACAGGAGGGCUCGUCGUUGGAGAAGUGAUGAAGUGACAGUGGUUGAAGAAAGCACACCGAUGGGAUCAGCAGAUUCAGAUGUCAUAGUCGGAAAAUUAGUCCUUUUUAGUAAAACUUUGCCCUCAAAGUACGCAGACUGGGAAGCUGGCACUAAAGCUUUACUGGACAAAGAGUCCCUUAUAGGCGGGGGUUCGAUUGGAACAGUCUACAAGACGAAAUUUGAAGGUGGGAUCUUGAUUGCAGUAAAGAAGCUCGAAACUUUAGGAAGGAUCCGGAACCAGGAUGAAUUUGAGCAAGAAAUCGGACGAUUAGGAAACCUUCGCCAUCCUAAUCUUGUUUCUUUUCAAGGUUACUACUGGUCCUCUAGAAUGCAGCUAGUUCUGUCAGAUUUUAUUUCUAAUGGAAAUUUAUACGACAAUCUUUACGGACUCAAUCAUCCCAGCACUAGUACGAGUAUUGGUAAUCAUGUAUUGAACUGGUCUAGAAGGUAUCAUAUUGCUCUAGGGAUAGCAAAAGCUCUUGCAUAUCUCCACCAUGAUUGUAAACCUCCAAUUCUUCAUCUUAACAUCAAGUCUGCUAAUAUCCUGCUAGACGAAAACUUUAAGGCAAAGUUAUCUGAUUUCGGGCUAGUAAAAUUUCUCCCUCUGCUCAAUAACGGUGGAAUAACAAAAUUUCACAAUGCUGUCGGAUACAUUGCUCCAGAGUUGGCACAGAGUUGGAAGCUGAGUGAAAAAUGCGAUGUUUAUAGCUUCGGAGUAGUGGUACUGGAGCUUGUUACAAGUAAGAAGCCGGUGGAGUAUCAUCAAAAUGAAGUGGUGAUUUUGUGUGAAUAUGUUAGGAGGCUGAUUGAGAGUGGUAAUGUUUCAGAUUGUUUGGACAGAAGUUUGCAUGGUUUUGUAGAGAAUGAGUUGAUUCAAGUGAUGAAGUUGGGAUUGUUUUGUACUUCAGAAAUGCCUUCUAGGAGACCAAGUAUGUCUGAAGCAGUUCAGAUUCUCGAAUCUGUUAGAUUAGGGUUGGAUUCUUGACACUUGUAGCAUCAUAGUCAAUUAACAGGUAGAGUAGUUUUGUUUUGUUUUUCUUUCCUUCCCAUUUCAUUUCAUUUAACUUGCUUCUGUGGUCCAAAGUGGACCUGUAUGGACAGAUUAGACAUUAUAAAGAUGCUUGUGGCUUUCAGCCAGUUUCAUUU